AUGCCAGGAAAUAGAAGAAGCUUUCAUGAAGUUCUAACACAUAUCUCUUUAGUACGGCUGGAAAUGGAUUGCCUUGCUUUCUUCAUUACUGUUCUACUCGCAAAUAAAAGCUGUACUGCCAUCAAACCUGAAGGAAAGCAUGUGGAUUCAACUGUGAAACUUGCCAGCACUAUGACUCUAGAAUGUGUCUAUCCAAAGACUGCAACUAUAAUUCAGAUGUCAUGGCGUAAGGAAAAGGACAACGGCAAAGAGAAUAUUGCAGUCUUCAAACUGCCUCAAGACUUGUAUAUUGAAAGCAGAUACACGUUCCGAGUUCAUGUUGGCAAUGAGACCACAAACAACAAAUCCCUUAUUUUUAACAACACUACUGAAGAAGACAUUGGUUUUUACCUAUGCUCCUUUCAGACAUUUCCACAUGGAACUUGGGAAAAGAGAAUUCAAGUUGUGCGAUCAGAUGAAUUUAAUUCCCGAGUCUUUUUGGAUCCACAUGGUAUGGAAGGUUCCCUGGUUGCUAAACCAGGGGAAAAGGUUACUAUGACACACUGGCAUGGACCUGACAUUGUUGUGAAUCGAGUGAUAUGGGAAAGGGUCCAAAUAGACCACGUGGACCUCAUAAGCCAGUGUCUUAAUUCUGCUAUGGCAAUCCAUGGCUCUGAUUACCCAAAGCGGGCAGAGAUACAUUGUGCCAUCCAAGCAAACAGCACUCUUGUUCUCUGGAAUGUCACAGUUUCUGAUUCUGGGAUAUAUCGCUGUCAUUUCAUUGGAGAAAAUGGUAAAAAUGCAACUGGCUGGACAAAACUGACUAUUAACAGCAAUGUCCCUUUGAUUUCUGUGAAGUAUAUUGUUUUAAUCGCUGGUGCUGCCAUCAUACUAUUAGUAGUAAUCUCAGCCAUUGUUGUGACUAUUCUUCAGCACAGAAAAAAGGAGAAGAAAAGGAAGAAGAUGAAGGCCUUCCCUACUGUUCAAACCCAGCUUUCACACAACUAUGAAGAAUCUGAAUGCCAUCCCAAAAGAAAAGCAAGGAGAGGACAAAAUGUGGCAGUGUCUGAGACAACAGAAACACCAGUCUAUGUGAACUGCAAGAACAUUAGAAGUAUUUUACACAGAUCGGAUAAGCAAAUGUAAAUUCUGAGUGAAUGAGCUAGCCCCAGAGAUGUGUGUUGAUUUUACCUCUGGAAGACUUACCUUGAUGCUGUCUGAAGGAAUGUUGAUGUGCUGGGCAUCCUUGAGGCUGGCCCUGGGGCUUCAGAGGACUUUGAGCAGCUGCUUGGAGUACAUGCUUAUUACAGGAGUCUCACAAUGGCAAUGCCAUCACAAGAUAUCAGGCAAUAACUAGUAACUGUGCUGGAUCUUUAAUGAAAUCUCAUGGGACCAGAAAUCCUAUGAGAUUUCAGACAAGAUUAUUCAGACAUAUAUGCUGGCCAUUUUAUAAAUUGGGGUGGGGAACCCUUUGACAAGGGAGUCACCAGCUGUCUGGAUGGAUGCAGGUGACCCCUUCACCUGACCGUUAGGGCUACUCAUACUAAUUGGCUGGGAGUAAAGUACUAGACAGGUGUGGCUGGCAGCCCUGCUGGACCACUUACCAAUCACAGAACCACUGGGCCUCAUGUCCCCACAACCUGAGGGUACAUAAAUGUGAUUGAUUUAUGAUUAUGGUUAUGGUACCUGUAAUAUCAUUAAAGUUAUGGCCAUCUUGUUGACCCACAA
Sceloporus undulatus (fence lizard) is the source of this 1707-nucleotide messenger RNA. RefSeq names its product CD226 molecule (gene CD226). The coding region runs from base 1 to 1125 and encodes 374 amino acids. The transcript has 6 exons. The record is from RefSeq and is a predicted model, not a curated record. Gene Ontology annotation, cellular component: external side of plasma membrane. NCBI's taxonomy places the organism in Eukaryota, Metazoa, Chordata, Lepidosauria, Squamata, Phrynosomatidae. Gene Ontology annotation, biological process: positive regulation of Fc receptor mediated stimulatory signaling pathway; positive regulation of T cell receptor signaling pathway; positive regulation of natural killer cell mediated cytotoxicity directed against tumor cell target.